Molecule: messenger RNA, 1039 nt
Organism: Xenopus laevis (African clawed frog)
Lineage: Eukaryota; Metazoa; Chordata; Amphibia; Anura; Pipidae
Gene: tceanc2.S
Product: transcription elongation factor A (SII) N-terminal and central domain containing 2 S homeolog
Biological process (GO): DNA-templated transcription
Cellular component (GO): nucleus
Source: RefSeq, marked provisional
CUAUUUAAUAACGCCUCUGCUCAGAUAAAACUCAUUAGAUUUCUGCACGUCGGCUCAGCAGUUUUUAGAUGGACAAAUUUGUAAUCAGGAAGACAAAAAGCGAGGGAACGGAAAAGAAAUGCCGUAGUAAUAAAGCAAAGGGACCAGCGGGACAGGCAACCCUUCAUUCCCUGAGGAGAGUAGUUGUUCUGGAAGAAAUAAAAAGAUGGAAGUGUGUAUUGGAAUUCCCACAUCAGACAAAGGAUAACUUGCUGGAAGCUCUGACAGAACUAAAGAAGAAAAUUCCUUCUGAAGAAGUGAUUCUUUCAACCAAAAUUGGUGAAGCAGUUCACAACCUGCAGGCACAUAAUGACAAAGAGGUAGCUGGCCUUGCACAAGAGGUUCAUACUCAGUGGGAUACAUUUAUAAAGGAAAAUCGAUGCAAACCAACUAUUGAAGUGAGAAGUGACGCUGUAACGGAGAAGUUACGCACCAAUGCUAGACGGCUGUUUUAUGAGGCACUUCAGGGAGAGGAUGACAGAUCUCUCGCAGAAUGCAUUGAACGUGAGAUCUUCCACGAGACCAAUCGUUUAAUCAACGUAAGAUAUCGCAGAACUGUUCGUGCACUUGUGUUUGCUUUAAAGCACAAGCCAGAGAUUGGUUCUCAAUUGAAGGAUGGAUCUGUAACAUUGAACGAGCUUGUGCGUCGUCAUAAGAAGUAGUGGAUCUUGCUAUAAUGCUGGUGUCAGGUCAUAUUGAAUUUUUUGCCUACUUUUGGAAUCCUCUAAGUAUGCCAGAAGUGCAGGUUCCUGUAAAUAAUGACAUCAUUAUGCAGGCUAUCCUGGUCCCUCUACUGAAUUUUCUCACCUGGGAUUGUUCCUGUGUGUGCAAGAGAUACUCUGGAUGCACCUCUAAUUUUGCACAAACAACAUCCCUUAGGAAAUGUAAAAAAGUAAAGUAGGCUUUUAUUAUGAUAUUCAGGAUAUUUUUAUAUUUGCAAAGGCUGUAGCCGCACAUUUUUAUACAUUUUUUUAAUGUAAUAAAUGGUUUUCAUAUGUAA